GGCUUUCUCCCUUACAGCCAUGUCAGCUAGUGCAGAGGAGGCAAAUUCAUCGAACACGGGUACGUUCGUCGCAGCACUGGUACUUAACGGUGCCGUCGCAUUUGUACAAGUCAGUGCAUUCUGCGUCCUUAGACCGAAAUUCCCUCACAUCUAUGAACCAAGGGUAACAAAGCCACCUGUGAGACAUAGAGCUACUGCUCUCACUAAAAAUAUGUUCACUUGGGCUGUGGAGGUCUUCAAAGCGCCCUAUAAACCGAUAGCAAGGCACAAUGGUUUAGAUAGUUUCAUGUUUAUUCGCUUCUUACGUAUGGUCAUCAAGAUGUUUGUUCCUAUGUGGCUCUUCUCAUGGGCUCUUCUUUUCCCUGUAGACAGCGCAAACUCCGGUGGUACUGAAGAAGGUCUCAAUAUGUUCACGUACGGUAAUGUCGCAACUAGCAAUCAUCCUCGUUAUGCCGCUCAUUUAUUAACUUCCUGGAUUUUCACUUUCUGGAUAUUUUACCUCAUUAAAUCUGAAAUGACUUAUUUUAUUAAUGCUAGGCAAAGUUACCUUAUCGAUAAAGAACACUCGUCCCUUCCGCAGGCGAAUACCGUCCUCAUUACGGGUGUACCUCAAUCACAACUCACAGUCGAAAAACUUACUAGCUUGUUUUCACACCUCCCCGGUGGUAUUAAGAAAGUCUGGAUUAAUCAAAACCUCAAGAAACUCCCUGAAAUGCACGAAGAUCGUUUGAAAGCGUGUAACAAACUUGAAGGCGCCAUCACUAAGCUUAUCAAGACAGCUAAUGAAAUGGAACUCAAACGUGGAAAGGCUGAACAGAAAGGUAAACCGGCUCCAAAAAAGACUAUUGUCGAUGAUGUUGAGAAAGAGGAUAUCGGUGCUGCUGAAAAAUUGGUUCCAUCAAAGCAACGCCCAACUCACAAACUCGGUUUCUUGGGAUUAUUCGGCGAAAAGGUUGAUUCUAUUAACUGGUGCAGAGAUGAAAUUGCCAGACUUAACGAAGAAAUAGAUGAUAAGCGUAAAGAGGUACUGUCAAACCCAGAUGAUUACAAGCCACAAGGCGCAUGUUUCAUUCUUUUCAAUCAACAAUUAGCUGCACAUCUUUGUGCUAAGUCACUUAUCCAUCAUGCUCCUUACAGAAUGGUUGAAAAAUACUCUGAGGUUGGCCCUGAAGAUGUCAUCUGGACCAACCUUAAUGUUAAUCCCUACGAAAGAAAACUCAAAAUUGUUGCUAGUUGGUCUGCUACUAUUGCCAUUACCAUCUUCUUUGCUAUUCCGGUUGCUUUCGCUGGUAUGGUUUCAAACGUUGACUCUCUUUCAAGCCAGUACAGUUGGUUAGGAUGGCUUGGUGAUCUCCCUGACCCUGUAAAGGGUAUUAUUCAAGGUGCUUUCCCACCAGUUCUUGUUGCUAUUCUCUUCGCUUUGGUUCCAAUCAUUUUCCGCUUACUUUCCAAAUUCGAAGGUACUCCACGUAAUACAGCAGUUGAGUUAUCUCUCAUGCACCGCUACUUCUUUUUCUUGGUAUUCAACGGUUUCUUGAUCACCACUCUAUCCUCUGGUAUUAUAAGUGCACUUGGUCAAUUAGCAAGCGCUGAUGUUACUUAUUAUCCACAAAUUCUUGCGAACCAAUUACCAGGAGCGUCUAUUUACUUUAUCACCUAUAUUACAUUGCAAGGUUUAUCAGGAUCCUCUGGUGGCUUACUUCAAAUUGGUGGUCUUGUUGUUUACUACAUUAAAGCAUGGUUAUUAGGAUCAACGCCACGUGCUCGUUGGGCUAUUUUCAAUACUAUGCCGGGCGUGGCAUGGGGUACACUUUUCCCACCACUUUCACUCCUUGUCGUUAUCACAGUCGCUUAUUCAAUCAUCGCACCAGUCAUGAACGGUUUCGGUGCUGUUGCUUUUAUGCUGUUUUAUUUCACUUACAAGUACAACUUCCUUUACGUUUAUGACAUUAGUCCAACAUCAGACACUGGUGGUUUAUUCUUCCCAAAGGCCAUUCAACACAUCUUUACAGGAAUGUACAUUUCGCAAAUCUGUCUUGCUGCUCUCUUCUUCUUGGCAAAGAGUGAUGAUGAGCAAGUCGCUAUCGGAGAGGGUGUUGUUAUGGUAAUUUUGAUUGUCAUCACUGUUGGUUUCCACAUCAUGAUCAACAACUCGUAUGAACCACUCUGUGAAGCCUUGCCAUUGACUCUUGCAUCUAAGACGUGGGAUCAACAAGGUGAAACUCAGCCACUCACUUCUGACAAUGCUCUCGAACACAACUCAACAGUCGACAGCACAAAUGAGGGUAUCAGAGAAUCAAGUGAUGGCAGUGUUCCACUUGCUGAAUUGGGUAAGAGUAUGGGUAAAGUAUCAUCAGAUGAAAAGAAACUUGGUAACAUCGAUGAGUCUCAUCCAAUUGAUGAUAACACUCCACCACCACCAUUCAAAGAAGAAGUUUCAUUUACUCACCCAUCUAUGUCUGAACCACAACAAAUCAUCUGGGCAGCCAAGGAUGAGUACGGUAUUUCUGAUGAGAUUAUAGCCAAGUGUAAGAAGGACAACAUUAUUGCUACAAAUGACAGAGCUUGGAUACACACCAAUGAGAAGGGUAAACUCAAUAAAAUUGAAACUAAAGGGUGGCCACCAGGUGAAGACCACAAGUUCAUUUAGAAACCAAUAGGAUCAAUUUGUUUAUUACCCAUCUGGAUGUUUUUCUCGCUGGAAUUUACGCAGGCACGCAAGUACAGUUUAGUUUAGUUCCUCAAACUCUAUUUAUAAUCAAUAAUACUAUUUAAUUUACUUUUAAUAUCAAACACGAUUUCCUUAUAUACAUUUCAUAUCUCUAA
Molecule: messenger RNA, 2826 nt
Organism: Wallemia mellicola CBS 633.66
Lineage: Eukaryota; Fungi; Basidiomycota; Wallemiomycetes; Wallemiales; Wallemiaceae
Product: DUF221-domain-containing protein
Exons: 3
Coding region: 20-2650 (876 amino acids)
Cellular component (GO): plasma membrane
Molecular function (GO): calcium-activated cation channel activity
Source: RefSeq, a predicted model, not a curated record